This is a messenger RNA of Bicyclus anynana (squinting bush brown), 4718 nucleotides long. It is a transcript of the gene L(b002), whose product is annotated as probable pyruvate dehydrogenase E1 component subunit alpha, mitochondrial. Bases 174 to 1373 code for a protein of 399 amino acids. Gene Ontology annotation, biological process: pyruvate decarboxylation to acetyl-CoA. Lineage: Eukaryota; Metazoa; Arthropoda; Insecta; Lepidoptera; Nymphalidae. Gene Ontology annotation, cellular component: intracellular membrane-bounded organelle. The transcript is spliced from 8 exons. The record is from RefSeq and is a predicted model, not a curated record. Gene Ontology annotation, molecular function: pyruvate dehydrogenase (acetyl-transferring) activity.
CUUUUCUAUAAAAAGUCUUUCUUUGGCAGUUCGCUUUUGCUUUUAUUUCGAUGUUGGACGCCAGUGCUGGUUAUUAAUUAAACAUUUUAACUCAAAUAAAAAGCUUUAUAUUAUAGCCCCAGUUAGUGGGUGAUUAAAUAAAUCUGGGUUUCAUAGAAACAAUAGUCGAAAAAAUGAGUAAGAUUAUCCCGGCCGCUGCUAAGUUGUUCAAUGGAACUCCGAUUACGAAAGUUGCUGCUCCUGCGGCUAUCACUUCGAACGCAAAAUACAGUACAAAAUCCGAAGCUACAUUUGAAAUUAAGCCGUACAAAUUGCACAAGUUAGACAAAGGUCCUGCCACUACUACAACCCUGACAGCUGAAGAUGCAAUCAAAAUGUAUGAAAAACUGGCAGUACUCAGGAGGAUUGAAACUGCAUCCGGUAAUCUGUACAAGGAAAAGUCUAUCCGUGGUUUCUGCCACUUGUAUUCAGGCCAAGAGGCCGUAGCAGUCGGCAUGCGAGCGGCGAUGCGUGACGUGGAUACUCUGAUCACGGCCUACCGUUGCCACGGCUGGACCCAUCUGAUGGGAGUCAGUGUUCUUGGAGUGUUGGCUGAACUGACCGGGAGGGCGACCGGCUGCUCACGGGGCAAAGGUGGCUCUAUGCAUAUGUAUGGACGGAACUUUUACGGUGGCAACGGUAUUGUGGGUGCUCAGGUGCCUCUAGGUGCAGGGUUGGGCUUCGCUCACAAAUACAAGGGCGACGGUGGUGUAGCCUUCGCGCUGUAUGGAGACGGCGCGGCCAACCAGGGCCAGCUGUUUGAAGCGUACAACAUGGCCAAGUUGUGGGACCUGCCAUGCGUGUUCGUGUGCGAGAACAAUGGCUACGGAAUGGGCACCAGCUCGGACCGCUCGUCGGCCAGCUCGGACUACUACACGCGCGGGGACUACGUGCCCGGCAUCUGGGUGGACGGCAUGGACGUCAUGGCGGCCAGGGAGGCCACGCGGUUCGCCAUCGACUACUGCACCAGUGGGAAGGGUCCGCUAGUGAUGGAGAUGGAGACGUACCGGUACGCGGGCCACUCUAUGUCGGACCCCGGCACGUCGUACCGCACCAGGGACGAAGUGCAGGAGGUCCGCCAGACGAGGGACCCCAUCACCUCCUUCAAGGAGAAGAUACUCUCCAACGAGCUCGUCACACCUGACCAACUCAAGGAAAUCGACGUAGCGGUACGCAAAGAGGUGGACGAAGCCACGAAGCGAGCGAAAUCCGACCCCGAGAUACCCGCAGAGGAACUAUCCGGUGAUGUGUACUACAAUUGCCUAGAGGACCCCAUACGAGGCAUCCUCCCUAACGCGCCUCUGAAACACGUGCAAGUCGCUGCACGCAACUAGUGUAGUGUAGACGGGCUAGAUAUUGCAAUGUCUAGACCAACGGGCUGAUGUUCGUUCGUAAAACUCCCCAUGUUCCGCGCGGGACGGGGGGCGUGUAGCGAUAAAUGAAAAAUCCACGACUGAUGCACGAUCACUUCUCCGCACGCACGAUUUCACACCGCGCAGUCUUUCCCCCCGUCGCCCGCAUAUCAUGGGAGUGUUAUCAAUGAACUUGCCAGACUAUACAUACUGUUAUUCAAGUUUAUUGUUCGAUACAUACCGCUUGUUACACUCGUGGGUAAAGUAAAAUUUUGCGCGUCCAUCGUUUGUUAUUUUAAAUUAUAUUCAUUUUCCACUUCUUAUACAAGCAUUUUUGUAAAUUCAAGUCUGUCAGCUGUUCGAAAAAAAAAUAUCCGUUAGAAAACUUUGUGGUCAUUCUUUUUGAAAAAUAUAAAACCUAUCUGGUGAGCAAAUUGUUUCGUUUAGCCGCGCUACUGUUUUGGUUUUUAAGUGUUUUUAUCGAAUAAUUAUUUUUCGUCAUUUCGAUACCUAAUGACUUUUAAAACAGUGUUAAAAUUACCUUUAGGUAUGACUAAAUGCCUCUCAUGACUUCACCGUAACUAUUGAAAAACUUGAAUUUCAUAAUAUUAACUAAAACGCCAUCUAGUUUAAAAGUCCGUGGUCUAGACGCAAUUUUGUGAAUAUUUGUUGACUACAUGUUUUGUUCUGUUAAAAAAGAACUCAAACUUCAAACAGACAUUGAAAUAUUGUCUGUUGUUUUUUUAAAUCGUUAGACCAAAUUGUAAAAUUGUAAAUACUAUGAAUAUUUCGUAAUUUUGUAGCCAGCAAUAUACCAGCUAUAUGUAUAAAUGUUUUUACAGCAUCCGGCAAUUUUUACAGCAACACUAUAGCCCGUUUAUACUCCGUCACUUUACCGGAUACCAUCUAAAAUUAAUUGCAAUUUUGUGAGUAAUGUACCGCUAUUUACUCGAACCUCAAUUCCUCAACGAUUAAGAGGAUGGAAUGACAUUUGCAGGGUGAUUGAUUCAAAUCCCACCUAUUGUGGUACAUAUUUUAAUAAUUAAAUAAGUUUGAGAGGCUUGAGAGUUUAGUCUUAUUAAAACACGAUUUAAUAUUCUUGAAAAUCGCUGAACUAAUUUUGAUAAAUCUUAGAUGGGAUUAUAGAUGGGUGAGUUGCGGUACGUGGGUAAUAUUAAAAAUACAGAUAUAUAUUAAACAUUAUAUAUUUAGUACGUAUGGAUGCAAAAAUGUGCAUUGCAAUUAGUUGACACCAAGCAAGCGAAAGAUUCUUAAAUAUCAAAAUUUAAAAAAAAUAUCCACUAUUUAUGAUUCGAAUAAUACCUAAUAGAGUGAGGAAAUCAAAGUUUGACACGUUCGAAAUUCAAAUUACAAACAUGUGGAUAAAGUAGAAUUUUGAGCGUCGAUUUCGAGCUACAAAGUAAUAUUUUACGUGCUAGUGCGAUGAAAACAUUUUGCAACUAUCACAAAAAAUAUUUGAUGCGAUAUAAUAUAUUUCAUCUUACUAUGUCAAGUAUAAUAAAUUAAAAUGUUCGUCACAUUUGAAAUUCGAAUUACAAUCCACACUUGUGGAUAAAGUAGAAUUUUUCGCGUCGAUUUCGAGCUACAAAGAAAUAUUUUACGUGCUAGUGCCAUGAAAACAUUUUGCAACUAUCACAAAAUAUAAUCGAUGCGAUGUAAUAUUUUACAUCUUACCAUAGCAAGGAAAUUAAUUAAAAUGUUCGUCACGUUUGAAAUUCGAAUUACAAUCCACACUUGUGGAUAAAGUACAAUUUUGUGCGUCGAUUUCGAGCUACAAAGCUAUUUUACGAACUAGCGCGAUUAAAAAAUUUUGCAGCCAUCACAAAAAAUGAUUGAAGCAAUUUAUUUAGUAAAUGAUUAAAAGGAUUGAGUUGCCAUAAACCGGGGACUUUUCAUUUAUGAGUCGUCGGCUUGAAAACUAACAGUUACAAAAUCAGUACGCCUAGGAAGCAACAACGACUUAAUAUCUUGUCUAGAGAAAGACAUAUAGUCUAAGAACCGGCAUUAGAAAUUUAUACCCUCAUCUGUUAUUUACUUAGAUAAUAUUCACGGUGACACAUUUAUUAUUAUUAAUUCCUAGUCACAAUUUUCACAUGAAUUAAAUUAAAACUAAGAAUAAUAAAAUCUAAAUUUUAAUUGAAUAAAAUAAUUAUAACAAAUACAUACCAUCUAAUUAUUCACCCAUUGGCUAGGUACCCAAUACGCUGUUACCCGUCUUGAUGGCAAGACUUAUCCUUUGGGCCAAGCGGCUAUUAAGCGCUAGCUGUCGGACAAAGAAUUAAAAACCAUGAAUUAGAUUAAAGGCAGCUUAAUACAGUUAAAUUAAGCAUUAAAUAAAUAUAAUUUAAUUUGACAUAUUAGACGAUUAAAUAACUGAUAAGAGUAUUUAUAUAACAUUAUUUACCUGUUUGUCUGGCAACCCCACAGUUGCAGAGUGAAAGCAGACAAUCUUUAGGUUUUUAAUUCUGUUGGGUAUGUUAGUUUAACUAGUGUAUGAUUUUUAAUAACUAAGCAAAAAACUAAAUUUGUUAAAAAAAAAAUCAUUUAAUACUCACCGGUCGCAAUUUCACUAGGCAAACCUAUUUGCAAUGUGUCAAUGUGAAUAUUUUCUAUCAUUUAUUUCUUAUACCAAAUAAAUAACAGAUGAGGGUAUAUAUUUGUUACGUCGGAUCUCGAACUAUAAUAUUGUACGUAACGGAAUUAAAAAUAUUGCUAUCUCUUUCAUUGCGAUGGGACGAAAGAGUGUGAUAAUUUUUAUUUCGCCGCUAUUUGUCGAUAUCUCUUACUCGUCAAGAAAUAUGUCAUUUCUAAUUAAUUAAUUAAAUUAAUUAAUUAUUAAUUCUAGGCCUACUGAAUCCUUUAAUAACAAACUGGAUUUGGUGUUAUAGACUCCAUUAGCAGAAUAAGGUGAACUAUUUUUUUUUAUAAGUAGAUAUUGUAUAUUGUAGUGUAGUAUUAACAGUGGUGUGCACUUCAUACAUGCGUAAACGCAUUGCUUACCAAUUUAUAUAAGUUAAUUAAAGUUUUUCUCUUUUUGGCAUCAUCUUUAUGCCUAGUGCUUACCUUGCACAGGUCACUGCACGCCACUGUAUGUUACCAUCGUGAUAAUAAAGAAAUUUUAUAUAUAUAUGAAUAGAUUUAGUAGAAGAUAUUUAAAAAAAGGAAUCUUAAAUGUUUAGAUAUUAAUUUGUUUAUUUCUUUUAUCUUUAUUUAAUUAAAAUGUUCAACUGCCAAUGUAUUCAGAAAUGUAUUUAAAGCACUUUUACUAUAAAGUUUAUUUAAAAAAAUAAAUAACAAAAUACAUAA